GCGGCGGCGGCAGGAUGCGGGAGGGACGGUUCAGGGACCACUUUUGGAGUACGGAUCUGACAAGCACAGUGGGCUAUGACAGCAUCAUUCAACAUCUGAAUGAUGGCAGGAAGAACUGUAAAGAGUUUGAAGACUUCUUGAAGGAAAGGGCAAUUAUAGAAGAAAAAUAUGGCAAAGAGCUCAUUAACUUGUCGAAGAAGAAGCCCUGUGGGCAGACAGAGCUGAACACACUGAAGAGAUCCCUGGAUGUUUUCAAGCAACAGAUAGACAACGUGGGACAAGGUCACAUCCAGCUGGCGCAGACCCUUCGAGAGGAAGCAAAGAAAAUGGAGGAUUUCAGGGAAAAGCAGAAACUGCAUCGGAGGAAGAUAGAGUUGAUAAUGGAGGCGAUUCACAAAAACAGGAAUUUGCAGUACAAGAAGACCAUGGAGGCCAAGCGGCUGUACGAGCAGCGCUGCCGGGACAAGGAUGAGGCGGAGCAGGCUGUGCACCGCAGCGCGCAGCUCGUGACUCAGAAGCAGCAGGAGAAGCUGUUCCUGAAGCUGGCUCAGACAAAGUCAGCUCUGGAGGACUCUGACAGGAGUUACCAGCAGAGUGUUACUACACUAGAGAAGAUCCGGGAAGAAUGGGAAAAGGAGCACAUCAAAGCUUGUGAGUUCUUUGAGGCCCAGGAGUGCGAGCGGAUCAACUACUUCCGCAAUGCUCUCUGGCUUCAUGUCAACCAGCUCUCCCAGGACUGCGUCCAGAAUGAUGAGAAGUAUGAGGAAAUCCGCAGGAGCUUAGAAAUGUGCAGCAUCGAGAAGGACAUCGACUUUUUCAUAAAUUUACGCAAAACUGGAAGUUUGGUGCCAGCUCCUGUGGUUUAUGAAAACUACUAUAAUACACAGAGGAACCCAGCUCCUGUGAGGAGUCCCAUUGCUGUGCCUAUAUCAAGGAGGGGACCUCUACCCACUCCAACCAGUGCACCAGUGUCCUGUGUUUCAGGUGAGCCAGAUUAUGCCACAGUCGAUGGCUACAGUUUGAUACAUCACUAAGAGCCACAGUUCUCCAGGCAGAAGACACUGUUGCUGUGGCCAGUGUGGCAGAAGUGGUGUAUCCUGUAUUCCAGCCACAGACAGCUGAAGUUCUCCAUUUUAAGAAAGUAUUUGAGGACUCCAGUAAUUACUUGUACAUUCAGAAAAAAUAUCUGCUAAAAAUCUGUGUCCUUGGUCAGCAAACUCCUUGGACAGGUUUCCCAUCUUCACGCUCAGCCCUCCCGUGCCGCUGAUUGGAAUGUAAGCGAUGGACCCACACAUGGGGACCAUCUGUGUCAGAAGAAGUUCUCUGAAGUUCUUCUAAAGUGCAUCCAUCCAGGAGCCUCCCACUCUCCAGAUAGCUAAAGUCAUAUAUGCAGAUGCUUUAGGCACACUGGUCUGUGUUCAAGGCAUAUCUAUCCUGCUCAGAACUGAAGUUAGUCUUCUGCCUGUUUCUAAAGUCUUCCAUUGAUGGUGAUUAAACUUGUAAUUUAGGUUUAGUUUCAGUCAUGUCUCUCAUAGGGCUUACUUAGAGGAGUACCAAUGGUGACACCACGCAUCUGGCUUAGCUGUAGGUGUGCUUCAGGGUUAAGUGUGAGUCCUGGAAGCUGGUUUCUAUCUCACCUGGUGCAGCAGUCCACAGUGCAGUUACCAAGGGAGAGGCUGUGCCACCACAAACAUGCUGGGAAGCCCCACACCUUGCUGAGGAUCUGGAGGAAGUCAGUCAGCUCCUCCAAGCGACUCUCUCGUGAGGGGCUUCCAGUAUUUUAGGUUUGUGGUGUAGCUUCUCCCUGGUAGGCUCUGGAGAACCUCAUUUGAUUAACUUCUGGGGAUCCCUAAACUUCAGACUUGUUCUGACUAUGGAACACUGGAAACAGACUUUGCUACUAAUGUUGGGCUGGAGCCAUGAAACUUGUUUUCUGACCAGGUCUCAUCAAAGUUUGUGCCCUUUUUCUUUUUUUUUUUAACCUUAUAAAUGAUUAUGGCUUUGAUUCAGGAGCACACAUGCCUUGAGGCUGCUGGUCUCUCUGAGGUCCCUGUGUGCAGUGUUGCUUAACAGCUCCAAAGUGCCUUACAGCACAGGACACAGGGAGACAAGACAUGGGGAUCAGCACACAAUUUAGCUCUCAAAACCUGGUGCCAGGUGACUAACUUAGGAGCAACAGGAGUUGGUAGCUGCACAACGUUCUUCAAGUUGAAUCUGCAUGACUUUGGCAUGUGCCUAAGCCGACUGUUCGCUGGGGAUUUUAUUGUGUGUCCUGUAUGGGGAAGAUGACAGUGAGCUUUAAUACCUGUCCUGCUGCUUUAUAGUGAACUAUACAAAAUGCACGUGUUAAGGAAUCAUUGUCCUAUUUUAUUUUUGAAAGACCAAAUGGAUAAGCAUUCUUCUGAAGGAGCC
Messenger RNA from Colius striatus (speckled mousebird), 2412 nucleotides. RefSeq names its product proline-serine-threonine phosphatase interacting protein 2 (gene PSTPIP2). The record is from RefSeq and is a predicted model, not a curated record. Gene Ontology annotation, molecular function: actin filament binding. NCBI's taxonomy places the organism in Eukaryota, Metazoa, Chordata, Aves, Coliiformes, Coliidae. The transcript has 15 exons. Gene Ontology annotation, biological process: actin filament polymerization. Gene Ontology annotation, cellular component: plasma membrane; cytoplasm; actin filament. Bases 15 to 1034 code for a protein of 339 amino acids.